Phyllostomus hastatus (greater spear-nosed bat) is the source of this 6016-nucleotide messenger RNA. RefSeq names its product StAR related lipid transfer domain containing 13 (gene STARD13). Bases 280 to 3654 code for a protein of 1124 amino acids. Gene Ontology annotation, biological process: signal transduction; regulation of Rho protein signal transduction; actin cytoskeleton organization. NCBI's taxonomy places the organism in Eukaryota, Metazoa, Chordata, Mammalia, Chiroptera, Phyllostomidae. The transcript is spliced from 14 exons. Gene Ontology annotation, molecular function: GTPase activator activity; lipid binding; protein binding. The record is from RefSeq and is a predicted model, not a curated record.
ACUGCGACCCAAGGACCCCGCGGGAAGAGCCGGGUUCUCCAAAACGUUCACAGCAGUUUCUGUGCAGAAGUGCAUAAUGUGACAUGUUAGUUCAGAGCCUCCGGCAGCAACACCCUGGGGUGCAGCCUGCUGAGGGAGCCCAGGAGGAGUGGCUGCCGGGUCACGUCGGUGGCCCCUGGAGACUGCGUGCCCUGGUGAACUCCUCACCCCCUGCCACGCAGCACAAGGAAAUGGGUCACGGCAGACAAGGCAGCUCCCUACGGUAAAGCCGAAACCAACAUGGACGAGUUAGCCAGAGGCUUCUGGCAAAGGGCUGGGUCUGGCACAGUUAAGAACUGGAUUCUUUUCUUAAGCAGAGAAAACAGAAGUCUCAGCAAGUGCACAGGAGACCGCGCCUCCCUGUUGGUUCUUGGCGUGAAGGAAAUCGAGGCCAAGGAAGCAUGCGACUGGCUCCGGGCCGCCGGGUUCCCGCAGUACGCCCAGCUGUACGAGGAUUCACAAUUUCCCAUCAACAUUUUGGCUGUCAAGAACGAUCAUGAUUUUCUGGAGAAGGACCUUGUAGAACCUCUUUACAGGCGGCUAAACACGUUGAACAAGUGUGCCUCCAUGAAACUUGAUGUGAACUUCCAAAGGAAAAAGGGCGACGACUCGGACGAGGAAGACCUCUGCAUCAGCAACAAAUGGACUUUCCAAAGAACCAGCCGGCGCUGGUCUCGGGUGGACGACCUGCACACGCUGCUUCCGGGGGGCGACCGCGGCGGCUCGCCGGGGGACGUGAGGAUGCGCAACACCGCCAGCAGUGAGAGCGUGCUCACGGACCUGAGCGAGCCCGAGCUCUGCUCCGUCCACAGCGAGAGCAGCGGGGGCAGCGACGGCCGCGGCCCGCCCAGCGGCCAGGGCGCCGGCCGGGAGGCCUUCCCCUGCGCCGGCCAGUGCUGCUCCGACGGCCCGGCCAUGCUGGACGCCGCGGUGCUCAGCCCCAGCCUCCCGCGGUCCCCCCGAGACAUGCCCAGCUACCCCUUCCACGAGAAGAAUGAGAAACCCAGCCGGGCCCGGGCCAAGUCCUUUCUGAAACGCGUGGAGACGCUGCGAGGGAAAGGCGCCCAGGGGCGGCCCAAGGGGCCAGGGCGGACGGGGGGCUUGGUGAUCAGCGGGCCCGUCCUGCAGCAGGAGCCCGAGUCCUUCAAGGCCAUGCAGCGUGUCCAGAUACCAAAUGGAGACCUCCAGAACCCGGCCCUGGCCGCCUGGCCCGCAGGGGGCCCGGGCUGCAGCCUGCGGAGCGGCGAGAGCAGCCCCUCGGAGCACAGCGGUGGCGGCGGCCUGCGCACGCCCAGCCCCAAGGAGCGCAAGUGCCAGGAGGCGCACAAGCGCGGGGGCAUGUACUUGGAGGACCUGGACGUGCUGGCCGGCACAGCGCUGCUGCGGGGCGCCGCGGACCAGAACCACACCCACGCGUUCCACUCCCAGGAGAACCUGGUCGUGCACGUGCCGAAGGACCACAAGCCCGGCACGUUCCCGAAGGCGCUGUCCAUCGAGAGCCUCUCGCCCACGGACGGCAGCAACGGGGUGAACUGGAGGGCCGGCGGCGGCGGCGGCGCCCUGGGCGGCGGGCAGCAGGGCCCCGGGGCGAGGGAGCCCGGGCUCAUGGCGUCCUGCCACAGGGCCAGCCGCGUCAGCAUCUACGACAACGUCCCCGGCUCCCACCUGUACGCCAGCACGGGAGACCUGCUGGACCUGGGGAGAGAGGACCUCUUCCCCCACCUGGACGACAUCCUGCUGCAGGUCAACGGGCUGCAGGAGGUGGUGGACGACUGGUCCAAGGACCUGCUGCCGGAGCCGCACGCCAGGGGCGCCGCUGUGCUGGGGAAGCCGGGCUCGAGCCCCUUCCCACCGCCGCCGCACCAGAUCGCCCUGGACUUCGAGGGCAGCUCCGUGUCCGAGGGCCAGACCACGCCCAGCGACGCGGACAGAGACGGCACUUCGCUGAACGGGUCCGAGGCCCCCGGGGCCCGAGAGAGGAGGGAUUCUGGGGUCGGGGCCUCUCUGACCAGGCCCAACAGGCGACUCCGGUGGGACAGUUUCCAGCUCUCGCACCAGCCGCAGCCCUCCACGGCCUCGCUGCACGUCAGCCACCUGAGCGCCGGGCAGCUGAGCCUGCUGCAGCGCGUGUCCCUGCUGCGCCUGACGGCCAUCAUGGAGAAGCACUCCAUGUCCAGCAGGCACGGCUGGACCUGGUCAGUCCCCAAGUUCAUGAAGAGGAUGAAGGUGCCGGAUUACAGAGACAGGACUGUCUUUGGCGUCCCCCUCAUCGUCCACGUGCAGAGGACGGGGCAGCCGCUGCCGCAGAGCAUCCAGCAAGCCCUGAGGUAUCUGCGCAGCAACUGCCUGGACCAGGUGGGCCUCUUUCGAAAAUCGGGCGUGAAGUCCAGGAUCCAGGCCCUGCGUCAGAUGAACGAGAACUUCCCCGACAACGUCAGCUACGAGGAGCAGUCGGCGUACGACGUGGCGGACAUGGUGAAGCAGUUCUUCCGCGACCUGCCCGAGCCCCUGUUCACCAACAAGCUCAGCGAGACCUUCCUCCACAUCUACCAGUACGUCCCCAAGGAGCAGCGGCUGCAGGCGGUGCGGGCGGCCACGCUGCUGCUGGCGGACGAGAGCCGAGACGCCCUGCAGACGCUGCUGUGCUUCCUGCACGACGUGGUCAGCCUGGUGGAGGAGAACCAGAUGACGCCCAUGAACCUGGCCGUGUGCCUGGCGCCCUCGCUCUUCCACCUCAACCUCCUGAAGAAGGAGAGCUCCCCCAGAGUCAUCCAGAAGAAGUACGCCACCGGGAAGCCGGACCAGAAGGACCUCAACGAGAACCUGGCCGCCGCGCAGGGCCUCGCCCACAUGAUCGCCGAGUGCGACCGGCUUUUCGAGGUCCCGCACGAGAUGGUGGCCCAGUUCCGUGACGCGUACGUGGAGGCCGAGAUCCAUGCCCCGACGCUGGAAGACCUGGGGUCGCAGCUGGAGGACAGCGGGGCCACUCUCCACACCUACCUGGACCAGCUGCUCCAGGGCCUGCAGAAGGAGGCCAAGGAGAAGUUCAGGGGAUGGGUGGCGUGUGCCAGCGCAGACAACACGGACCUGGCCUUCAAGAAGGUGGGCGACGGGAACCCCCUGAAGCUGUGGAAGGCCUCGGCGGAGGUGGAGGCCCCGCCGUCGGUGGUGCUGAACCGCGUGCUGCGGGAGCGCCACCUGUGGGACGAGGACUUCGUGCAGUGGAAGGUCGUGGAGGCCCUGGACAAGCAGACGGAGGUCUACCAGUACGUGCUCAACAGCAUGGCCCCCCACCCCUCCCGGGACUUCGUGGUGCUCAGGACCUGGAGGACCGACCUGCCCAAGGGGAUGUGCGCCCUGGUGUCCGUGUCGGUGGAGCACGAAGAGGCCCAGCUCCUGGGCGGCGUGCGAGCCGUGGUGAUGGACUCGCAGUACUUGAUAGAGCCGUGCGGCUCCGGCAAGUCCAGGCUGACCCACGUCUGCAGGGCGGACCUGAAAGGCCACUCCCCAGAAUGGUACAAUAAAGGCUUCGGGCACCUGUGCGCGGCGGAAGUGGCCAGGAUCAGGAACUCUUUCCAGCCCCUCCUCGCGGAGGGCCCAGAAACGAAGAUCUGAGUCCGCCCCGGGGGACCUGGAACUCAGGGAAGAGGAAGCGACAGCGACCCCUUGCGGGAGAGAGAAGGGUGCACGCCGACCCACUGGAGACGCCGCCGCGGAGCGGUCGGAGUGCGCACGCUGCGGGAGCCCGUGAGCGCCCGCCUGCCCAGCCUUCCUGGAGACGGCUAUGUCAUUACUAAUAUAAUAUUUUUUAAAAUUAAAGCAUUUAUCUAUGUUACUUAAAAUUAAAUGGAUUUUCUCCCUGUGCAUUGCCUAAUUUGCUAUUUAUAGGCUUCUAAGAAGCAUAUUCUUAACUGUAAAUAAAUGUAUGUAUAGCCUAUGUACAGGUGUGUAUAUCUCUCGUCUGCUGUAUAUAUGUAAAAUAUCGAUUUUAUAUAUAGUUGCAUAUUUUGAAACGCAUCUGACUUGGUGAGUCCCUUCCUUACCUGGUUCUUUCCAAGGGGCUCUGGGCCCACCCCCCUCGCCCCCAUCCUGUAAACUGUGCAGGAGCUGCUGCUAACACCGAGGUGUGACCCUGCGGCUGUCAGCUGUCGGCUGUCAUCUGCCCUGACGUUCAACCAAAGAUGAGCUAACCAAAGGAAAACAACAGGAAAAGGUUCUCCUGUGUCCACAGGUUGUUUCUGUUAUUCAAAAGCUGAGCAGGAAGUGGUGGAUAAAGCGAGGGAAAGAAUAGUUACUUCUUUGAAGGCAAAGUAGUGGGGGGUGGGGAGUCCCCACCAAGCUAAAGCUGGAUUCCCAGGUGCUCCUGGCCCCCGCCAGGUGCAGGUUCGGUCAAGUGCCAGGAAGCCCCCGGGUCAGCGACCCAGAGCCCCGCCCCCGCCCCGCCCCGCCCCUUAGAGCAGACCGGAAACACCUGGGCCCAGUCUCAGCCAAAGGGAGGCUCUGUGCUGUGUCACGUUUCCACAGAUACAUUUCGUGAUGUUCUUCAAUGUCCUUCUGUUUGACCAGUGGCCUGUUUGGUCGCAGUUCAUCAGCAUUUUCUUACCCGUGUAUUGCACUGAGUUUAACUCUGGACACCAGCCAAAGAGGGCUGACGGUGGUUUAAGAGACCUGAGCCGUUCCGGCUGCAGAGGACUCUUACUUUGUUAUGUGUGAUGCCCUAAAGGUAGAAUUCGUUCGCGUUUUGUCACCUGAAAGACAGGGUUCGAAACUCACAUAAGACCCAAACUAUGCUCGUGCAUUCAUUUUAGAAAACGUAGGCAGGUUUGCUCAAUGCACGUUCCUUCAUUAGCCAGCCAGGCCACCUAGGCAGCGGCCCAACCUUAUUUAUUAAGCUAUAGACUAAGCAAAUCGAGGCUCCUUAACCGAUUGCUAAUGGAUUUAAAUUGCUCUUUAUUGUCAUUCAACAGUUAUAGAGACCCAGGUAAUUUAUUGUGUUUGGUUUCAGGGAGAUAGAUUUCUAAAUAGAGAUUGGUAUCAUAACUCAGCAGCUGGGGUCAGAGGGGAAAGAAACUCAAAUGUCUUCCCUUUUUUUAUAUUGUAUGCCUUUCUGUAAUGUUUUAUCAGUAUUGUGCAAUCAUUUUACUGAGAGGAAUAAAAGUGUUAUAUAUGAGCUCUGUAUGGUGCAAGGACAAUCAGACUGUUUGAAUGGUGACCUAAGAACGCUUCAUUUCCCUGCCCACCCGAGAAGGCGGCGGCCAAGCCGUAAUCUUCCCUUCGGGCAGUGCUCCGUGAGCAAGACGCAGUCACCUCUGCCGUCCAUCUGCAAUCUAGCCAUGCGGGCUGGGCGACUUGAACGGGCACAGACAAGGCCCGUGGUGAAGGUGAACCUGGCUUACCACGGGCCCGACUCCAGAGAUGGGGCCCUUCCUGGUUGGGAGCCGUGCUGGGCACCCAGGGACAAGGGAUACCGAGUCUCCAAAUUUAGCGUGCACGCAGCUCGCCUGGGGAUGUCCUUCCAAGACAGACUCUGACCCAGACAGUGCGGGGCGGGCCCAAGGGUCUGCAUUUCUAACAGGCCCCAGGACCUGCGAGAAGCAGGGACCUAGAGUGUCCUUAACACAGAAUAAACACAGAUCUGAUUCUCUUUCUGGCUCCCCUUCUCUUCAAACUGCCUGACUUUUCAAAAUUUUUACUCACGUGUUAAUGACCCCACUUCCGCCCGGCAGCCCCGGGCCUUGGAAAAGAAAAGGAAAAGGAGGGGAAGCCGCGUCGAGCUGCUGGCCAGAUAGCACAGUAUUUUUUCAGUCAUCGCUCCUUCGCCAAUGGAAAUAAAAUAUGAUCUUGCAUUUAACUAUUCCAUUUAUACCUCAUGUGUAUUUUUACCUCAAGUGUCGGUAUCAAUCAUCAAUUGUAAAUAAAGAAUUGCCGAGGCAAGGAAAUUUAUAUACAUUAAACAUUUCCUAUUUUCUAUACAAUA